CAAACAACCAUUAAUAAUAAAAAAACGUUUAUGUAUUUUUUAGACAUAUCUAAAAAUAACGUAUGAAUUGUAAAUGUUUUUUUAUACGAUUAUAACAACUGCAGGAGUUUUUGUUGGUAAACAGGCUAAUUGAUUUUAGGUUCAUAUUAAAUACCGACGGAAGAGGUUGGAUGAAAUCAAAUCCGGUAACUUUUAAAUUACCUACCGCAAUCAACUAUAAUACAAGCUGUGAGAUAACCACCCCUACUGAAUGUGAUUCGUUCGUUCUAGAAAACGGCCGAGUUCCGUUACCAAUAUUAGACGACAAUGAUGCCCCGGGCUCUAUUCUAGUAAUGUUUGUAGAGGCUCAAGUGUACAGUAUGUCAUGGUCAGGCGAUCAACUUUUGUCUCGAUAUUAUGUUCAAGCCAUGAGGUGCAUGUCGAAUUCUGUAGAAUUCCAAAAUAAUUUCGAAAAUUGGUUAAACGAGGUUGUAAAGCCUUUGUUGGAAAAGAAACAAUGGUAUCCUGUGUUUGGCGGAGUAUUACGAGUAAUAGAAUCACUAAAAUUAACAAACGCGGGAAGAAGAUCAAAAAGAGUAGCGCCUGAGAUUUCAAAAUUAGCAUGGCUCGAUUAUAAUCGAUACUACGCUUUAGAACGGCCACCAAUUCCAGAACCUCCUAAUUUUACAGAAGGACCAGCUUGUGAAACUGAUACGAUAUUAAUAGCUAAUAGUAACGUUUUUCUAUUGGUAAUUUUAGUAUCUCUAAUGAUGGCUUGGAUUAGUUUUGGUUAUUUAAAAGUUCAUGGAUACACUAGAUGGUUAUUAAAAAGCUUGAAGAUGUAAGUAAUUAGUGUAAGAAAAACAAUUUUUCAAUCGUAUUUUAUAUCUGAUGAAAAAUAUCAAUAGUUUAUUUGCGAUGGAGUUUAUACGACCGUUAUAUCAAAGAAUAUUCCACGGUGAAAUUAAUUUUUUUUUUGUUAAAAUAGGUUUAAAAAAUAUUUUCUUUAGUAUAUUCCAAAAAAAAAAAUUUUAAGUUUGCUGUAUACAUAAUAUCCAGUACAAACAAAUUAUAACAAGAUUUAAAAAAUACUACUUAGUAUUUAAAUCCAUAUAAAGAAAUUUUAGAAUAAAUAUUGUUAUUACACUCUCCUGAUUAUAGUUCUGUGUAUAAUGUACACAGCACGUUAUAAUACAAAUGUAUUAUAAUUUGAAUGUUACUAAAAACCUCAUUUAACAGUUUACUAACCGUUAACAUUUAAAACUCUUUCAGUCACACUGUUUUUCGUCGUUAAGAAAACUGUCACAGUUCACAAAAACAAUAUUUUUUAAAUGUUGACAUUAAUUCUUAUUGGAAAUAUGUUCUAUGACUUUUUAAGUUUUGUGGGAAUUAUUUGGCUUCGUCCUGAUUUGAUAACUAGCAAAAAAAAGUUGUCAUUAGUAUUUAUUUGAGUAUAUCAGCAUUUCGAAGCUUCAAAUUUUGCAAAUGUGUGCUAUAUCAUUCAACUAAAUUUUGAA
Daktulosphaira vitifoliae (grape phylloxera) is the source of this 1496-nucleotide messenger RNA. RefSeq lists its product as uncharacterized. The transcript has a single exon. NCBI's taxonomy places the organism in Eukaryota, Metazoa, Arthropoda, Insecta, Hemiptera, Phylloxeridae. The record is from RefSeq and is a predicted model, not a curated record. Bases 171 to 824 code for a protein of 217 amino acids.